GUAAGAAGAGUUUUGCUCCAUUUCCCACUUGCGCACAUCGCUUCCAUUGUAAAUACUAAAGUCCCACAGUAUUACUAGAUUAGGUAUAUAUAUAGGCGUGUGUAUCUCUCCUUGCACCAAACCAGAAGCUUUCUUCUUUCUAUCUCUCUAUCUAGAGCGCGUCUCUGCGUUUUUCUCAAUACUAAAUCAGCUUAAGCUGACUGAUUCAGAUUGCUUCAAACUUCACUUCUGUGUUCAGUUCUGUCUUUCUUAAGAAGGGGCACCACAACAACUGAAUUGAUUGGUCUCUUCAGAUCUUAGUGAUUCAUCGACAAGAUUUACCAUCUGGGUUUCAAUCUGAACGGUGGGAAUUGGAUAUUUGAUUCUCUGAUCUGGGGUUUUCGGUUAAUGCUGAUUGAAUUUCGGGACUGAAAGGUGUUUCCUUUUUGCUUCUGCUCCCACUCGAUUCUCCGGGAGAUUAGCUUUAGCUUCGGGUUUGAGUACCGAUUGAUGAAGGAUCUCUUGCUCCUGGAUUGAAUUUGAAUCCCAGAGGUUUCUCCCUCGUUGCCAGAUUCAAAAUUUUCUACUUUUUCCUGGUUGAUUAUCGAUUUCUUAAGUACUGUAGUGCACAGAGCAAAAAAAUGGAAUCUGACAAGGGUAAGCUUUUCAUCGGCGGGAUAUCGUGGGAAACCAAUGAGGAGCUUCUCAAGGAGUAUUUCAGCAGCUUCGGAGAAGUGGUCGAGGCAGUGAUCAUGAAGGAUCGUAACACAGGCCGUGCCCGUGGUUUCGGGUUUGUGGUGUUUGCUGAUCCGGCUGUUGCCGAGAUAGUUGUCAAGGAGAAGCAUAAUAUUGAUGGGAGAUUUGUUGAAGCAAAGAAAGCUGUUCCUAGAGAUGACCAGAACACAAUAAAUAAGAGCAGCAAGAGUAACAGCAUUCAAGGUUCUCCGGUUUCAGGCCGCACGAAGAAGAUUUUUGUUGGUGGAUUACCUUCGUCGAUAACAGAAAGCGAAUUUAAAAUGUACUUUGAGGAGUUUGGUACAACUACAGAUGUUGUUGUUAUGUAUGACCAUAACACACAGAGGCCUAGAGGCUUUGGAUUUGUAACUUAUGAUUCUGAGGAGGCGGUGGAAAAAGUAUUGCUCAAGACAUUUCAUGAGCUUCACGGUAAAAUGGUUGAGGUCAAGCGAGCUGUCCCUAAGGAGCUAUCGCCAAGUCCAUCGCGUAGCAGCCCAUCAGGAGGAGGUUACGGCUAUGGAGCUAAUAGGGUCAAUAACCUCCUUAAUGGAUACAAUAUCACUGGGGUAGGAGCAGGACUUGGGAUGGAUGGUCGGUUCAGUCCAGUUGUUGCUCCUGAACGAAGCGGGUAUGAUCCUUUUGUUUCUGGCUACAGGAUGAAUGUGAGCUUUGAGCAGGGAGCGCCAAAUAGCUUUACCGGGGCUGAAAACGUUUCAUAUGCCCGUGGAUUGAGCCCGUACUACAUUGGUAACACGGACAGGUAUGGCUAUGAAGAAGGCAAUGGAGGGAACUCGUCUUUCUUCAGUUCUGUCACACGGAACCUUUGGGAAAACAGAGACCUUACCUAUAGCAACGCUCCAAACUCAGGUUCCAAUACAUAUGUGGGAUCAACAGGUGGGAACACAGUAAUAAGCCGUCCAUUUGCAAGUUCCGGAGGAAGUUGGGGUCCCGGAAGCAACGCACAAAGUGGAAGGAACAAUGUUAGUUUUGACAGGUUUGGGUAUGGAGGAAAUAAUGGUGAAUCUAGCUUUGGGUUUGGAACAGCAGGAUAUACAAGAAUAGCACCACCUUCUUCUACCUCGGUGGGAACAAACACUGGCUAUGAUGUAGGUCUUGUAGGGUUACAUGAGAAUGGUGCGGUUUAUAGUGAUCCUACUUAUAGAGUGUCGUCAUCCGAGAAAGGAGGUCUUAACUCCUUUGGCUAUGGGAUUGGAGGUCUUUCCUCUGUUUCAGCUAAAAGUUCAACUCCAGGCUAUGUUGGUGAUUACAGUGUUAACAGGAGACAAUCAUACUGUGGAAUUUCUACUUAGUACAAUGGUUUUGGCUUACCAUGAAAUUUUAGAUUGAGACAAGUUGAAGAAUGGUAGCUCUUGACGAAUCUUAUAUAACAACGUAUGCAUGGGAUGAAACCUCUUCAUCACCUUGAGCUAGCUAAGUGGAAGAUCCUGCGAAUUUUGGCUCUCAUGGUUUGCUUCUCUCUAGAAUUUUAGGUUUUUUUCUUUUCCUUGUUACUUUGGUUCGAUUAGAGAGAGAAUAUAGGGUUUGCGGGAUAGAUUCAAAAGAAGUGUAUUUUGUUAUCUCCUCCGGAAAAAAAAAUCAUUUCUUUUUCGGUUAUAUCUUUGUGUUUGAGGCAGAUUGUAAUAGAGGAUGUUUCUUUUCUCUAUUUAGCUUUUUUUUCUUCGUUUUGAUGAUUGAGCUGUUGAGGACUUGCUCAAUGUGUUGGGAUUUUUCGAGAAUAAGUUUUAUAACUUUGCAAAUUCUUUGUUCCCAAGCUGCUUGUAUGACUCAUGCGAACACAAACUAAACAAUCUUAUGG
Messenger RNA from Thlaspi arvense, 2530 nucleotides. NCBI's taxonomy places the organism in Eukaryota, Viridiplantae, Streptophyta, Magnoliopsida, Brassicales, Brassicaceae. The record is from the annotation of a GenBank genome assembly.